Messenger RNA from Leptonychotes weddellii (Weddell seal), 3089 nucleotides. NCBI's taxonomy places the organism in Eukaryota, Metazoa, Chordata, Mammalia, Carnivora, Phocidae. The record is from RefSeq and is a predicted model, not a curated record.
CUGAGCCACCCAGGCGCCCCGGCAGUGAUGUUUCUUAUUGAAAUUAGUUUUGGGGCACAAACGUGGUGUGGCCCUUGCGUUGAACAGAUGGGUUUCCAAGGUCACUGGACGCCAGGAAGGGUCCCUGUCCUAUAGAUGGGCUGUGUCGCACCUCCCUGCACCUGCCUGUAGAGAUGGGGUGCAUUCCCCUCUGGGCAUCUCCCCAGAGCUCAGGGGUCAGGGCCCCACCGGAAUUCUCGCCCACCGUGCCCUGCCAUACCUAUUCUCCUCCCAAGUUUUCCUUGUCUUGGCAAAUGUGCCCCACUGAGAAACUGCGUGCCUUUCUGGAGCCACCCUUCUCCCUCACCCGGCAGAGCACGUGAGCAGACAUUGUCAACUCCACCUGCAAACUGUUUCCAUUCCGCCCACUUCUGUGCGCUUCCAGGGACAUGCCCUAGACCGGCUCUCGAGUGCCCCUCACCGGACGCCGCACGACCUCCUGCGGUGGUGCCCCUGACCCACUGCGGGGAAUGACAGACCCCGGAACAUGUCACACCACUCCCUGUUAUUCCAGACUUCCCGUCCACACUCCCUCAGGGCCCCCGCAAUCUGCCCUCCCCACUGCUCCAGCUUUGGGGUGUGUCCUGCGCUGUCCCCUGCGCGCUGUCCCCCUAGGGAGAGGUCUUCCCCGCCCCGUCUGGCACACAUCUGUCCUCCAGCACCUCUCAGUGCUUUCCCAUGUACAACCCAGCUUAGUUAGAUCCUUCUUCAUCUUUCUCUUUGCCUCGAAGGCACUUUGGGUAGUUUUAUGUUUACUUGUUGUCUUUAAAGUUUUAAUGAAAUAUGGAGUACAUGCAAAAGAAUCUUGCAAUCAGAGGUGUGCAGUAUAAUGAGAAAUGAAGCUAUAAUGUGAGCACCUAGGUACAGUCACAGUUGGAAAGUGGAACCGUCCAGCACUUUUCAUGUUCUCAUGCACCCUCCCCAAUCUUGAUCUUCUUCCGUUUUCAGAGAGAUUUCUCUUGAAUAUUGGGUGGUUAUUCUCCUACAAUUUCAAAUUUAGUUAGGUUUUGUUUGUUUCUUUUUGUUUUUGUUUUUAACUAGCUCCAGUUCUCUCUGGACCCCGAGCCCAUUGCCAUCAACUGCACAGCCUUCAAUCACAAUGGGAACCUGCUGGUCACAGGGGCAGCUGACGGCGUCAUCCGGCUGUUUGAUAUGCAGCAGCACGAGUGCGCCAUGAGCUGGAAGGCCCACUGCGGGGAGGUCUACUCGGUGGAGUUCAGUUACGACGAGAACACCGUGUACAGUAUCGGCCAGGACGGGAAGUUCAUCCAGUGGAACAUCCACAGGAGCGGCCUGAAGGUGUCUGAGUAUGGUCUCCCCUCCGACGCCACGGGCCCUUUCGUGCUGUCGGGUUACAGCGGCUACAAGCAGGUUCAAGUCCCCCGGGGCCGACUCUUCGCUUUUGACUCAGAGGGAAAUUACAUGCUGACGUGUUCUGCCACAGGGGGUGCCGUCUACAAGCUGGGCGGGGAUGAGAAGGUUCUGGAGAGCUGCUUGAGCCUGGGCGGCCACCGAGCCCCUGUGGUCACUGUGGACUGGAGCACGGCCAUGGACUGCGGGACGUGCCUCACUGCCUCCAUGGAUGGCAAGAUCAAGCUGACCACUCUGCUGGCUCAUAAACUGUGACGGGACCCGCCCCGAGGGACACCCACGGAAGCAGUAUUAUCUGGGGGGAGUGGAGAAACAGGACAGGAAGACAGGGCACUCUGCUUCCCGCUCCUGGCCAGUGUGGGGACUCCUCAGGGAAAGACUGUCCAGGGAACCCCGGCUCUGUCCAGCUGCAGAGACUGGACGGGAGCCACACUGAGUCGUGGCACGAGUGCCCCAGAGACCAGCACACUGGGCUGCGCAAGAGGCAAGCCCCAGGUGGCAGGGAGGAAAGUUCAGGAAGCAGGAGAUGCAGAGUGCUGGCUGCUCUGUUGGCCCAGGAGGGACUGACAGUAUUUUGUAUAUAUUUGCUCAUUUUUCAUCUUUUUUUAAAAAAAGAAUGUUCUCAUGGUCACCUGGUAUCUCUUUCUGGAACGCGUGCAUGCAGCGGAGCGUCUCCCUUCGCCCUUUGCCCUUGGAGAGGCAGAUGUUCCGACAGGGAGCUGGUCAGCUGCGAGCUGAGGUCCUGCGUGCCCGCUCUUGCCAGCUGUAGGACUGAGCCGUGUGGGAGGUUUGCUUGUCGCUUUGCCUUGGAGCUAGGCCGUCCUGUCUCCCACUGCGCUGGCUAGCUAAGGAGAGAAAAGCGAGAUGGGAGACUUAAAAUCUGACGAUAAAAAGAGGGUCCUUCCCACAUGGAUGACAGCCCAGGAGGCCGAGAAGAGAAAGGUUCCAGCGAAGACCCCCAAGGGAAGGAGAAGGCCGGCGGCAGCGCAGAGGACUGUUGCAGCAAGGCUUGCCGCGGCGAGGACCGUGUACUGCAUGAGUGAAGCUGAAAUGGUGGAUGUCGCUCUGGGGACCCUGAUUGAGGCCCGGAAACAGGAAAAGCCCUUGGAGCCGCUGACCCUGGCGGGCGCUGAUAAACCACAGCUGUCCCCAACCUGCUCAACGUUGUCACCGAGUUCUCCUGGGAGUAGAAGUGAGGAUGAGGACAAUGGGAAAGACGCCCUUCCUCCAGGCCUCCGCCCUCCUCAGGGGCCCACGGGGUCUGACUCUGCGUGCAGCAGGAGCCCUGAGGAGGACGAGGACAUGUUAAAAUAUGUCAGGGAGAUAUUUUUCAGCUAAGGGACAGACUUCCCAGAACUUCCUUCCCAGGGCGCUGAGGGAAGCCGGCUUCCCUUCCCGGCCUGGGGCCUGGCCGAGGAUGCCGAAGAGGCCCAGUCCUCCCCUCCCUGGGCUGGCAGAUGCACCAAGGAGGGGAAGCCCAGGAGGCUUUGGGCCUUGGGAGCUGUCGCGUUGAGUGUGUGGAAGUGAGGAACCAUAGAAUUUCUCUCUGCGCUGCGCCUCCUCCACUCUGAGGGUCUGGCUUUAUUCACUUCCCAGGUUCAGGGAAAGGUGGACAAGGGGGUCACACUUACUGGAACCGUCGUAGAGUCAACUUAAUAAAUUUGAAAGAAGAAGGAGUA